This is a messenger RNA of Hemiscyllium ocellatum (epaulette shark), 5203 nucleotides long. RefSeq names its product intermediate filament family orphan 2b (gene iffo2b). The record is from RefSeq and is a predicted model, not a curated record. Lineage: Eukaryota; Metazoa; Chordata; Chondrichthyes; Orectolobiformes; Hemiscylliidae. The transcript is spliced from 10 exons. The coding region runs from base 190 to 2031 and encodes 613 amino acids.
GCCGGCUGCGACGCUAUUUUGCUCCGAAGUCUUUGAAAGGGUCGGACGUGAGGAUUGGGACCGGCGCCCCACCAACGAACUGAGGCCCAGGCGGCGUCCGGCCCCGGUCCGCUCCUGCUCGUCUGUUUUCCCAGGCCAUGGGCUCUUGCCCGCGGCCACUUCACUGAUUCCCGGCGCUUAGCCCUUACCAUGAACCCGGCGGCAAUGCCUCCGCUGCUGACCUGCGGCCUGUCUGAUCCCAACCCCGUCACCCUGGCGCUGCGGAAUGACUUGGGCUCCAACAUCAACCACCUCAAGACCCUCAACCUCCGCUUCCGCUGCUUCCUGGCCAAGGUCCAUGAGCUGGAGCGGCGCAACAAGCUACUGGAGAAGCAGCUGCAGGCGGCCCAGGGGCUGCGGAGGAACCGGCUGGGCCGCACCCGGGCUGUAGCCACCCAGACGCUGCUGGAUUGCUACAGUUACUCGGUCGGCGGUUACAAUUAUACGCCCGGUUCCACAUACACACCCGCUGCAGGCUUCUCUCCCGGUACCGGCUCCGGCUACACACCCGGUGCCGGUUUCUCUCCCGGUACUGGCUCCGGCUACACACCCGGUGCCGGUUUUUCUCCCGGUACCGGCUCCGGCUACACACCCGGUGCCGGUUUCUCUCCCGGUACCGGCUCCGGCUACACACCCGGUGCCGGUUUCUCACCCGGUACCGGCUCCGGCUACACACCCGGUGCCGGUUUUUCUCCCGGUACCGGCUCCGGCUACACACCCGGUGCCGGUUUCUCUCCCGGUACCGGCUCCGGUUACACACCCGGUGCCGCCUCCAGUUCCACUUAUACAUCCGGUACCGUCUCGGCUUACACCCGCGACUCGGGGUCGCUGCCUUAUCACCAUUACCCGAGCCGCCUCCCCGGAACCAUUUGGAGCUUCACUCACAUCAGAAAGGUGGGAGGCGGCCUGGAGACGGUGCAGGGACCCGGGGUGUCUUGGACCCACCCGGACGGCGUCGGCGUUCAGAUCGACACCAUCACCCCCGAGCUGCGGGCCCUGUACAACGUGCUAGCCAAAGUGAAGAGGGAGCGGGAUGAGUACAAGAAAAAGUGGGAACAAGAAUUCACUCUUAGACAGCAUCUACAGGAAAUUGUGGCUGCACUGCAGGUGGAUUCUCAGGAAGCUGAGGCUAUUCAGAAGGAACUCAAUGAGAAGGUGGAAAAAUUGAAGUCAGAGCUAGUUGUGUUUAAGGGGCUGAUGAGUGAUGUAAGUACUUUACAGCAAAUGUCUGACUUGGAUACCAAGAUUCAAGAGAAAGCUAUGAAAGUAGAUAUGGAUAUCUGCCGGAGGAUUGAUAUCACUGCCAAGCUCUGUGACGUGGCACAGCAGCGAAACUCUGAGGACAUGAGCAAAAUGUUCCAGGUGACAACUGUCAGCAAAAAGAAAGAAAAAAAGCCAACAUGUGAUGAUGAGAGCUCAGAAACUGAUGGCGAUACCACACGACACUCUGAUGAUGAUGUUAGCACAUCUCUCAAUAUUACUGAUGAAAUGAAGCGAAUGCUCAAUCAACUUCGAGAGACAUUUGACUUUGAGGAUGACUGUGACAGUUUGAGCUGGGAAGAAAAUGAAGAAACUCUACUGCUUUGGGAAGAUUUUGCUGAGUACACAACCAUUGUGGAGCCACCAACUGAGGAUACCUGGAUGGCACAAUGUGUGGAGAUUACAGAUGAAACUUUGGAAACAGUUAUUAAAGAAACUGAAUCGCUCUUCAAAACUAGAGAAAAGGAGUAUCAGGAAACCAUUGACCAAAUAGAGCUGGAGUUGACCAGUGCCAAAAGCGAUAUGAACCGCCACCUCCAUGAAUACAUGGAAAUGUGCAGCAUGAAGCGUGGCCUCGAUGUGCAAAUGGAAACCUGUCGGCGGCUCAUUAAACAAUCAGGAGGGAGAAAAUCUCCAUCAUUCAGUUCUGCAGCAAGUAGUGACUCAGGGAACACAGAUGAAAUCACUGAUGAAUUUGAACGAGACGGUGAAGGUGAUAGUUCUGUGAGCUGAUGAACUGAUACCUAUAAAAUGGACUCUGCCUGUACCUACAGCAAUUGCCCUUAACCCUAUUUUUUCUAGGGUGCCAGAGGGCUUUGUUCAUGUACAUAUUGUCAAGCCCUCAGCAUUGGUGUUGUACAGAACAGUACCAUCAGAUGAAAUUGUCAAAACAUUGAGGAUUUUUCACCUGGUGCAGAAACCCACCAUGAUGUUGACUACUAUGCAAGCAGCUUGCCUUACAAAUCAAGAGCCUUCACCUCCCUGGAGGAGACUAACACUGCAGCAUCUUUGAAAGAGAAACAAAAAUUAUAUCUUCUGAAAUAUGUAUGGUAGCUGUUAAUGAUUAUAAAAUGGGAUAAUAGAAUGGUUUAUUUACUAAGUGUGUUCAUGUUAUUUAUUUGACGGGAUCACUGGCCAUUCUGGGUUUCUACAGGUCUUUAAUGUAAACAAUUUGAAUCUGAUUAAACUGCUGUAAGUAAAUAAGCAAUCGCUGAAACAGUUUGAGCUGUUUGGCAUGGUGUAUUCAUUCUGCACUGAAAGUUAUGAACGUAAAACUUGAUUGAUUUCAUUCUCUAAACUGAAGUUGCUGUAGGGCUGGAUUAUUGUGACCUGUACAGAAUCAUUAUUUCACUGGGCUGUAUUCAAUAUCUUUAAUACUGCCAGUGUUGUAUGUGGGUGUAAGUUAUUCUAAAAUCCAUGUAGGAUGCUCUUCAUUUCUGAAAAGUUGGAUUACAUUUAUAAUUUGAAAACUGGAUUUUCCAAUCGCUAAACCAUUACUUACACCAAACAUAAACUUUGGACAACCAUAGUUGAUCAGGACCAUCUUGACUUUAACCUUUUUUCUGAAUUGUUGAGCUUAAUAUCUACACAGUGGCCCUAGAAAGAAUCUAGAUGGAGUCUGCCUAGAGGUUGUGCAGAAUGGAAAUACAUGGCAGUGAAUGAUUCGCUGACUAUGAAUAAUGGACUUUGGUGCUUCUGUUAUGUAAAUUUUGCAUAUAACAUCAAUUAUAAUCCUUAGAAUCCUUCUGCAAAUAAUUUUAAAACAAAGCAUACCUCAAAGUCCUGAUCAAAAGGAAAUGUUAUUUAUGAAAUACAAUAAUUUUUAGAAGUGUUCUAAUAAAUUAACCAGCUGCAACUUCAUAUGGAAUGUUGCUUCAGUGAUAGUACUUCUGGAUGUGAAAGAUCCAGACCAGGUAACCCCACAGACACCUGAGCUUAUAAGCUUUUGUGUCUCGAGCAGGAUAUUCCAGUCACAGCACCCCUAUUCCGUCCACAAAUGGUGUGGCUUGGUACAAAAAAUGUUGUUUGCAGUCUUUUGCCCUUUAUUAGUUUAGCAUGUAUGAAUUCAAUUUUUAUUUGAUUGUUUGAGACUGCAUACAAUCCCUGUGAUAUAUCCAUGUUAAAAUAAUGGGCCUUCCAUAUUGUCAGUAUUGAAAUCUGACCAUAGUGUAGAAAGUCACCAUCAGUAAUGCACUGGUUUGGAAAUGUUGACGUAAAACUGGUGUUCUUAACCUUCAAAAUAAUUGUGCACAGUUGAUUUUUUAAGUGCCCUCCACCUUCUAGUUUGACAAUUAUAUAUUUUCUCAUUCUUUAGCAUAUCAAUUUUGUAAGCUUCAUCCCAGCUAAUUUUAAGCUGGAGUUCAUCUGGAUUAUUUCAGCAGCUUGAUAACUCAGCCUCUGAUUAUUUUUUGCCUUAGUUUUGUGGUAAUGUACCAUCUUCACAUUAUUAGCAGUCCAGUUAAACAAUUUGAGUGGGUGAAGUUCUGGGAAUGUAGAUUCUAUUUUUGUACAUAAUCAAAUACUUGUCUGUUGAAAGCUAUACAAUCCCGCAAACUUAACAUGGGUGCAUCUUUCAAAUAACUGAAAACUUCCACUCUCUCAAAAUUGUUUUAAUGACAAUAUGUAUUUGUAUAGGACUGAGGGUAUACUAUCCUGUCACCUGAACAUUCUGCUUCAAAUGUCAUGAUUGAGUAUCUCAGGCCAUAAUAAAUGGUGGUUUUAAUCGGGUAAAAAUGACACUAAUGCAACAGCUAAUGCUCCAAUUGGAGGAACCUACAAAUAAAAGGACAAUUUGUCUGGUUCAGCAGAAAGAACUUUAGUUUUGCAGUUUCCCAAGGAAUAAUGGCAAUGCUCAUGCAAAAAUUAAAAAGUUUUAAAUCCAUCAUCUUGGCACUGACUAAAAUUUGUAAAAAUGGAUGUUAUAAUUUGGUCCAACAAGCCUGUUCCUUGUAUUAAAUGUUGUGGUAGCUAGAAUUAUUAAAUUUACCCUUUUUGUUGUGCAAGUAUUUACAUUUGAUGUAUCAUUAAACUGAAGAGAUCUGGAGAAAGACUUUCAUACUCUAAAACUAAAGUAAUUACACUAAGGUAUUGCACAGAUAUUCCUAUAAGUAAAUCAAACAGCUGUAUUGUUUUUUUUUCCCCCAAGAAUGGACUGUGAUUUGGCAAACUGAACAGAAGUACUUAACUCCUUGACUUCUAAAUAUUACUAUUUCUGCAUAAUAAGAGCAAGUUACUUAAAUUCUUAAUUCAUAUCCGUAUAUUUCAGUACAUGGAUGGAAUCAUUUUGAAACAUUUCAUCUCCUUCAUCCAUACCUUCCUGGCCUUUUUGCAUUUCUUUUCUGAAUUUGUCAAUGUAACCAAUUAAAUGACAGUUUUCAUAGUCAAGCCUUCAUCCACUGUUUGAUUGUGACAAAACACAAUAACUUAUGUUUAUCAUCCUAGUUUGCCAUUAUUGUAAGGGAUUCAUCUCUUUAAAAGAGUGAGCCAUUUACUGAGCUACCUAUGAAUAGAACUGGAUCUAAACUGUAAACCUGGUCCAAAGCAAUUGAAUGGUUUUGACUUGAGUUUCAAUGUUCAGCUGGCUUGUUGUAAACCUCAGUCCUAUUCCUUCCUGAAAACGUCCACUUUAUGGGACUUCUUUCCCCUCUUGUGGAGUUAGAUUUGGCAAUGUGAACGUAUUGUUCAUUUUGAUGUUGUAAAUAGUUGGAAUAGGUUAUUUAAAUGAAUAUUAUUGAAGUAAAUUAGCUUAACAUUAAGCCCUAGAACUGGAAAAUGUUGAGUGUACUUGCUAGAAUGGUUAUUUGAUGGGGCGCAGAUUGUGCAGUGCUGAUUUGGUAUUAAAUCUCGGUGAGGAUGACACGUACCUGUUCUCAGAAACUUCGAAAAUAAACUCCAUUCACUCUAA